Guyanagaster necrorhizus is the source of this 480-nucleotide messenger RNA. RefSeq lists its product as uncharacterized. The transcript is spliced from 5 exons. Bases 1 to 480 code for a protein of 159 amino acids. NCBI's taxonomy places the organism in Eukaryota, Fungi, Basidiomycota, Agaricomycetes, Agaricales, Physalacriaceae. The record is from RefSeq and is a predicted model, not a curated record.
AUGGCGUCAUCCAAAGUAAAGUGUUGCAAGAAAAAGGCUGCUCGUUGCGGGCGAUGGAAAGGAGCCGAGUUCAGCCGCGGACCAGAAACGGAUGGUGCCGACGCAGGACUGCGCCAUGCAAGUAGCUGGCUGCUUCAAGCACGCUUUUUCGUCUUCAUUCGGGACCGAUGGAGCAUCUUAUCAUGGGAAGUCGCGGAUAUUUUAGAAACAAUUGCGAAUCACGUCGACCAAAAACUUAUGCAAGACGGCAGCGGCAUCCCAGAGCUCAACAAAAGUGGCUGCUACCGAAGUUGCGGUCCCGCAUGCACAAAAAGUUUUUCGCUCGAAUUGAUGCAUGAAGUCACCAUCCGACUCGCGUUCGAUUUUGUGGCGUCCCCUGCAAUAGAAACGAAAGAAAACAUCGAACUUCGCGUUGAAAGCGUCGGCCUAGGCCUGCAGGAAUUCAUUUUAUCAAGUGUAGGCGGAAGCGAGGGCAACUGA